CAUAUAUUUCUCUUACAAGAGAUCUAAUCUCAUUUAAUUGUUUUCAAUUUUGCCCCCCAGUUUUUCCACUAUCACACCCGCAUUGGUUGGAACUCGGGAUCCAGAUCUAGAGUUUCAUCUGUGCGUUUCAUUCGGUUUCGAGCUGAAUUUUGUGAAGGAAGUUCGGUUUUGUUCGUGGUGGUGAGAUCUGGCAUUUUUGGUGGAUUUUUCGGGCUUGAUUUUUAGGUUGGUCGUGGAAAAUAUCUGGGUCUGCUCAAAAUGCCUGUGAAACUGCAGCAAUCAUCAUUUCGAGAUCGGACACCAGAGUUUCUUAAUGUGGCGGAGAGGCUGAAGAAGUCAUUCUCGUCAACUCAGAAUGGGGCAAAUAGUGCUUCAAAAGCAGAGGAACAGCGCUUUGCGGUUGCAAUGCAGUCAGAGUUUAACAAAAGAGCUUCAAAGAUUGGGUUUGGAAUACAUCAAGCAUCGCAGAAGCUUUCAAAGCUUGCAAAAUUGGCUAAAAGGACUUCAGUUUUUGAUGAUCCCACCAUGGAAAUCCAAGAGAUGACUGCAGUUAUAAAGCAGGAUAUUACUGCUCUGAACUCGGCAGUAGUAGAUCUUCAGCUUCUCAGCAACUCCAGAAAUGAAAGUGGGAAUAUCUCCAGCGACACCACCAGUCAUUCGACCACGGUUGUUGAUGACCUGAAAAACCGCUUGAUGAGCACCACAAAGGAGUUCAAAGAAGUUCUCACUAUGCGAACAGAGAACUUGAAGGUUCAUGAGAACAGAAGACAGUUGUUUUCCACUGCUUCAAAAGAUUCUACAAAUCCUUUUGUUCGUCAACGUCCAUUGGCUACCAGGUCUGCUGCUAGUGCCUCAGCAAGCCCUCCUCCAUGGGCUAAUGGAUCUCCAUCUUCGUCCCAGUUAUUUCCCAGGAAGCAGAUUGAUGGAGAGAGUCAGCCACUGAUACAGCAGCAGCAGCAACAGCAACAGCAACAACAGCAGUUGGUUCCAUUACAAGAUAGUUACAUGCAGAGCAGAGCAGAAGCUCUUCAAAAUGUGGAGUCUACAAUUCAUGAGUUGAGCAGCAUCUUCAACCAGCUGGCAACACUGGUUUCUCAGCAAGGCGAACUUGCUAUCAGAAUCGAUGAGAACAUGGAUGACACGCUGGCGAACGUGGAAGGGGCGCAAGGGGCUUUGCUCAAGUAUCUCCACAGCAUAUCAUCUAAUAGGUGGUUGAUGAUCAAAAUAUUCUUUGUAUUGAUUUUUUUCCUCAUGGUUUUCCUAUUUUUUGUGGCAUAAUUCAUGGUGGAAACUGAGAUAUAAAAAUGAAAAUGAGAGAAAAUGAGAAAUCCUUUUACGGGUAUACACCAAUUAUUCUUUUGUGCCCCCUUCCUUCCUUGGAGUGAGUAUUCGUGCACGUUCAAAUGAGAUUAUUGUGCAGUUUGCCUUUUGUUGUAUAAGCAUGUCCCUGUAAUUGUAAGAGCUGUUCAAACCGGUGAAAUAUCAUAUUUAUUAUUUUCCUCA
Molecule: messenger RNA, 1503 nt
Organism: Vitis riparia (riverbank grape)
Lineage: Eukaryota; Viridiplantae; Streptophyta; Magnoliopsida; Vitales; Vitaceae
Product: syntaxin-32-like
Exons: 6
Coding region: 259-1278 (339 amino acids)
Biological process (GO): vesicle fusion; intracellular protein transport; endoplasmic reticulum to Golgi vesicle-mediated transport
Cellular component (GO): endomembrane system; SNARE complex; Golgi membrane
Molecular function (GO): SNAP receptor activity; SNARE binding
Source: RefSeq, a predicted model, not a curated record